This is a messenger RNA of Nicotiana attenuata, 1500 nucleotides long. RefSeq lists its product as uncharacterized. The transcript is spliced from 4 exons. Gene Ontology annotation, biological process: DNA integration. Bases 1 to 1500 code for a protein of 499 amino acids. NCBI's taxonomy places the organism in Eukaryota, Viridiplantae, Streptophyta, Magnoliopsida, Solanales, Solanaceae. The record is from RefSeq and is a predicted model, not a curated record. Gene Ontology annotation, molecular function: nucleic acid binding.
AUGCAAAAUGAAAAUCCACAGGAACAAAAUGUCUCUCAAAGAGGAAAAGGUAAAAGCACUAGACCCUACUGCAGUUACUGCAGCAAGCCAGGCCAUACUCGACAAACUUAUUGGAAACUGCAUGGUCGACCAUCACGUAAAAACAAUCGCAGUACAACCCACAUGGUUCAAAAUGGUUAUGAAACAGAUGAUCAACAUGCUGAUUUUAAUACUUUAUCUGGAGUGGAUUAUAGUGAUUACCUGCAGUAUCAAGCGGCUAAACAACAAUCACUCUCAUCUGGCACCUCAAAAACUGGUAAUUCCUUUGCUUGUCUGAGCAGGUCUUCACCCAAUUACUCAUGGAUACUGGACUCUGGUGCAUCUGACCAUAUCUCCAGUAAUCAGAAUCUUUUUUCAAACCUUAUUCCUUCCUCAACCCUCUCUGCGGUUACCCUUGCUAAUGGCUCGCGAACUGCAGUAAAAGGAAUAGGAGAAGUGCAACUUCUUCCCUCUAUGACUGGAGAACGGGGAAGACGAUUGGAACAUGGUAUGAGUCAUAGGGACUAUAUCAUAUGUCCAGAUCACAACCACCAGUUGCCUUCACUUCCGCCGUCUUGGGAAACACCUCUGUUUGACAUUGUUCACUCAGAUGUUUGGGUUGGGGUCCUAGCCGUUAAAGUAUUACGUAGUGACAAUGCAAAAGAGUAUUUAUCAUCCCCCUUCACUAGUUUCAUGUCAUCUCAAGGAAUUACUCAUCAAACUUCUUGUGCAUAUACUCCUCAACAAAAUGGAGUCGCCGAACGUAAAAAUCGGCAUCUCAUUGAAACUGCUCGCACCUUACUUAUACACCAUCAUGUUCCUCUUCGUUUUUGGGGAGAUACUGUUGUCACUGCUUGCUAUCUGAUCAACAGGAUGCCUUUUUCUAUGUUGCAACAUCAAAGUCCUCACUCAAUUCUCUUUCCAGGUCAAAAUCCCUAUCAUUUACCUUUGAGAGUGUUUGGAUGUACUUGCUUUGUUCAUGAUCACAGUCCUGGAAAUGACAAACUCCAACAAAAGUCAAUUAAAUAUGUCUUUCUUGGAUACUCUCGUUACCAGAAAGGUUAUAAAUGCUAUGAUCCAAAAGCACAUAAAUGUUUGAUCUCUGCGGAUGUAACCUUCUUUGAGACAUCUCCCAAUUUUUCACUAAACACUACAAAUAGAAAUUUGAUGCCUCAAGUUUUUCCAGUGCCUAUAUUUCCUGUACCACAGGUUAGUCUUCCAGACAGACCUCAAGGCUCUCCUCCUCCUCUCCAAGUAUACUCCCGUGCCCGUCCUCUAGCUAAUACUAAUGAUAGCACUACACCUGAUCUUGAUACAUUGGUAGCUCCCGGUGACUCAUCUCUUGCUCCAAAGUCACCUGCUCCAGUCAUGCCUUCAUCAGAUGCAGUAACUCCACCAAUUGCCAUACUCAAAGGUAUACGCACUACUCAGAAGAAAAACAAAAGAAAAAGGAAAACAAAAGAAAAGGAAAGAAUUAGGUAA